AUGUCGACCAGGAAAUUUUCAAGAAGCAGUUCUGUCCGUGUGCCCACAUCAAAUGGUUCAGCUAUACAGAUUCAGCAUUGUGGAUGGUUGCGAAAACAAGGUGGCAAAUUUCGCACAUGGAAGCGCCGCUUUUUCGUCCUGCGUCAGGGCAGUUUAGAGUACUACACAGACUCAGAGCAAAUACGACUCAUUGGAGCUCUAGAAAUCGGUCCCCCUGAUAUCAUGGAGGUUGUGGCCUGUGAGACGGACGUCACCGCUGAUGAUAAAGCUUUCAAUUUUAUCGUUAAAAAGUCUAAAACUUGGGGAUCCGAGCAGAAGCAGUCGUUGGUUCUGAGUGCUUCAUCAGCAGACGAACGAAGGGAUUGGAUUCGGGCUCUCCGGAAACAGCUCUACCUCAAACUUGGUGGUGGGCUCUUCGGCACGCAUCUCUCCGAAGUGUUCGCCUACACCUCGCCUGAGACCAAAUAUGUCCCCCGGGUUGUCUACAAAACUGCCGAAUUCAUCCGACAGUACGGGCUGACUACGGAUGGCAUUUUUCGGAAGUGUGGUUCACGACACGUGAUAGAGGAACUCUGCGAUGCCUACGAUAUGGCCCGACCGGACCCGAUUCUCCGUGCCAACGAACACGACGCUCACGCAGCCGCAGGAGUGCUAAAGCAGUACCUCCGUGAGUUGCCUGAACCCGUGAUUCCCUAUCGCCAGUACGACCGACUCAAAGCAACUGGUUACCUUAUUGAGGAUGGACAGGACCUCAAACCCAUCAUAGAUCAGCUCGAGUGUUUGCCCGCACCCAACUACAGACUCCUUCAGUUCCUUUGUCAACUGCUGUCUGAGACCGCAGCUCGGACAGUGCGUAGCGGUCGAUUCCGUAUGCGCUUGCGUGGGGUCACUGCACCGAAAAGUCAUAUUUCCAGUCUAUGCGUCAUCAUUGACCUUUGGACGGCUUACUGCGGCUGCAGUCUGAUGGACAACUCAAACUCACAGUCACGAGGGCAAAUCCGGUUCUCCCAUGAUUGGCGUCGUGCGACCACACUCUCUCGACAAUCCACCACCACUGAUGUUUCCCCCAACCGCCGUCUUAACGGGCGCACCACCUCCGCUGAUCGCGAUUCCUCCUCCGGCGAGCUCGGAGGCAAUCUACAGGUGGCAAAGAGAGGCUCCUCUUCACCUGCAGACGGCAGUGGCGUUUUAGCUGCCUCUGAGGCCUCAUUGGAGACCGCAGCAGAGCAGUUGCGCCACUGGCGCUCGGUAGCAUUGGUAGCACGUGCCGAGGCGGUAUGCGAGCGCGCCAAGUCUCGCGCCCUAACCGCCGAGCUGGCGCGAGCUCGCUGCGACCUUAACAUGGCGGAAACGGAGCUGGGUCUGCUACGCAAACGCCUCUCCCUUCUCGAGUCCUCACUGGCUGCCUCUCGUUCCGGUGGUUUUGGUGCGGUCAGUGGUGUGGGUUCCACUACCUCCGUCCCACGCGACCUGCGAUACCCACCACCGAGCAAGCGCACACACGCACGUAUUCACGGAGCCGCCCAUCAGGGUGUCUCAGACGACGAGCGCAAAUUGCAACCACUGCCACCACCGCCACCGCCACUGCUAUUAGUGUUGCUGCUGUACAGGAAUCGGGUAGGCAUUAAAUAA
Messenger RNA from Echinococcus granulosus, 1632 nucleotides. Its product is annotated as Rho GTPase-activating protein. NCBI's taxonomy places the organism in Eukaryota, Metazoa, Platyhelminthes, Cestoda, Cyclophyllidea, Taeniidae. Gene Ontology annotation, molecular function: GTPase activator activity. Gene Ontology annotation, biological process: signal transduction; activation of GTPase activity. Bases 1 to 1632 code for a protein of 543 amino acids. The record is from RefSeq and is a predicted model, not a curated record. The transcript is spliced from 10 exons.